CAGCUCAAGAUUAGAUUGGAAUACACGAGGCGUACACAGACUCCGAUAGAGCCCUCCGACCGUUAAGAAAAGUAGGCUACAAAGUACGCAUCGCACCAUUUGGUAGGUUACCUGCCUAUCAUUGAGUCCGAAAUUUGUUGCGCGGAACGGGGCUUGAUAGAAAACGGUUUUCCAUAAAGCCGUUGGGCGCUUGAAAUGCGUAGUUUUGCGGACUUUCAGAUGGAGUACGCGGGAGACCUCAGACGUUGGCUAUCACAAGCCAAGGCCUCAUCAUACGGGGAGCACGGGCCAUUCGUUAAGGCCUCUCAUGCAGCGAUCGCCACGGGAAGUGCUCUCGUCGACAGGCUGCGGUUUGGUCCACGUCGCAAGACUGCGUCACCAGCCGCCGAAGUGAAAAAGAACAGCUUUCCCCUUGUGCGGCUCACAACAGUGGCGGCAGCACACCGAAGUGCAAGACUUAUCGUGACUGCUAUCGUCGCAGGCUAUCCAAGGCUCGUUGCGAUGAGCCCAAAGCGCACGUACGACGCUGAGUGCUGAGCAGUGAUGGGUGCCGACAAAAGGGAAGAACAGUCGCUUCCUUACCAAGACUCGCGAUGGAGCUGGAUCAUGGCCCUGGUGUGUAGCUGGUGCUUUUUCUGGACACUCAUCAUCAACUGCUGCGGAGGAAUCGUCUUCAUAACCAUGAUCUCCGAGAUGGGUGCUUCGCGGGAGCUGGCGUCGUGGCCCUUCAGUCUUCUGGGAACUGUAUCACAGCUCGUAGGGCUCGUCUGGGGCGCCCUGGUCAAGUGUUUCCCGGUGCGGACUGUCGCCAUCGCAGGAAGCGUGCUGGCGGCUUCCGGCAUUCUGUUCUGUGUCGUGUUCUACAAUGUAACGGCCAUGAUCAUUGGACUGGGCGUGAUCACAGCUCUCGGACAAGGCCUGAUGCUUCCUUCCCUUUUGGUUGUUAUGAGCACAUAUUUCAAACGGUAUCGUGCUUCGGGCAUGGGCAUCUGCUACGCCGGAGGUACCCUGGUGUCAUUAAUUUUCCCUCCACUCCUUCUGUACUUGCACGAGGCCUACGGGCUGCGAGGAACUCUCCUGAUCCUUUCGGCCUGCAGCCUUCAUGUCACCGCCGGCUGCCUCCUGGCCAAAAAACCCAAUGAUCGACCACGCCCCAAGAGCCCGGUAGAGGAACCCCUGAAUACAAACGAAGGCUCCGGUGAACACGAUAAAGCUUCGAAGUCAAAGGGAGCAUUAAUACCCAUGCGGGAAGAGCUGUCUUUUCUCAAGAAUGCCAUGUAUUUCGUUGUAGUGGCAACGCGCAUUGUGUACACGUACAAUUUAAAUGUCUUUAAUGUCACCAUUGUGGACUUUGCCAUCGGAAGAGGUUUCAGCAAAUGGGAAGCUGCGCUGCUCUUACCCUCAUAUGGCACCGGGGACCUACUGGGCCGCAUCUUGUCGGGUCAACUGUCGGACCGCAAGAUACUUCAGAGGAGACACGUCUUGGCAGCCUCUUUCUUGGUCCUGUCUGCGUCCUUCGUUUCUCUGGUGCACUCGCGGUCUUUGGUGAUGCUUGGUACCACAAGCCUCGUAUUCGGCUUGGCCAGUGGCAGCAUCAUUAUCCUGUUCACCGUUCUGCUCGUCGAGUACUUUGGCCUGGAGAAACUGCCCAUGACCAUCGGCGUUAUCUCUCUCGUCAUUGGACUGGCUACUUUUCCCAGGCCGCUGCUCAUAGGCCACUACCGAGACCGCGGCAAGUCGUACGAGAGCCUGUAUGUUCUGCUGGCUGCGAUGUCCUUUGGAACAUGCAUCGUCUGGGUCAUCGAGUGUAUUCGGCAGUGGAUCGCCAGCAGAAAAUCGAAUCACAUUGAAAAUCUACAAGUACAACAGGCGACCACAUCAACUUAGCUGCGUUGUCUGAGGCAUUCGAAUUCGUUCAUUUAAAAGGCUAAAAACCGUAAACAAAACGAAGACGAUAAAGGCACAAAGACGACAGGACGAGCGCUACUCAUUCGUUCAACUCAAAUAAUAUCAAAUACUCCACUUAAGGUAUGUGAACAGAGAACCUCUGGUGCGCCGUCGAGUGUCUGUGAUUAGUCUUAAUAUAGAGUGGACAAGCAGCUCAGACGCCGACUGGGGUUUGUUUUUGCAUUAUAUGAAAUCACUGUCAUGUAAAACUUAUGUAUCCCCGACGCACACACACACUCACAGAAAGAAUGCACCCAGGAGUACAAUUCAACUAAUUCAUUGACUCGUUUCUUGUUACAAUGGCAGUAUUUCUUUAUCUGUCAAAAUAAUGCGAUACCACCAGCGACUUCUGAGUUAAGGAUAGUCACUUCCUAUAUAGUUUCAGGACGUGACACAUCGCAAUUUUGCGUGUUUGAUUUCAGCACCCUUUCUGUGAGGAAGGAGGCUGCAAAGCUUUUUUGGGUAUGAGGGAAUGACUUUCAAAAGUGCAGUUCUGCUAGCUUGCUUCAAAGGGACCCAUUGUGCGGGUCUUCAGGAGCCGCUCGGUCGGCGGGGCUCCUGCAGACGAGUGGAAUAUUUCUUUUUCAGAGGCUGUUCUUGUGUACUCUGCUCAUGUACGCGAGUGUGUUAUCAUGUCCUUAUCACGUGUGCAUAGUUUCCAAUUACCACUCUCUAAUGCUUACAGUGUAUCUUAUAUAAAAAUCAAGAAGUAACAUUUUUGAUAAGUUAAGUUGGUUUUGAGCUCACCAGGUGUAC
Messenger RNA from Ixodes scapularis (black-legged tick), 2703 nucleotides. RefSeq names its product monocarboxylate transporter 12. Gene Ontology annotation, biological process: transmembrane transport. Bases 544 to 1887 code for a protein of 447 amino acids. The transcript is spliced from 8 exons. Gene Ontology annotation, molecular function: monocarboxylic acid transmembrane transporter activity. Lineage: Eukaryota; Metazoa; Arthropoda; Arachnida; Ixodida; Ixodidae. The record is from RefSeq and is a predicted model, not a curated record.